GUGUGCAGCUCUUUUUUUUCUUUUUUUUUUAAGUGUGGCUCUCUCAGCUGCCGAGGCGGAUGAUGAUGAUGGCGGAGCUGGUUCAGGGACAGGCCUCGGUGGCUCAGCCCGGAACGAAAGAUGACUUCGCAGACACGAUACGCCGGGUCCGACAGGUAAAACACGCUCUGGCGAAGACGAACGUGGUGCUUCGGGACCACGAAGGACGAGUCCGCGUGAGGAACCGGGCUGGACUUUUUUUAGUCGGGGCACCCCAGACCCCCCUACUACUACUACAAACACUCCUCAUGUACCAAGCGAGCUAGCAGGCUAACGAUAAGUAGCAGAGAGGACAGAUUAGAGUUUCCACCGGCUGAAGAUGCGUUCACGUACUCCGUUUAAACCGUCACGGACACGAGGCGAGUCGUGUUUCACGUGCACCGUGAAGGCCUCUGAAAAUGUCGAAGUUUGUGCAACUUUACUAAGUUAAGCCAACACUCUGCAACCUGUUGUCAAGUCACAGAAGUUGUAGUUAGCUCAACUCGCUACCUUACUAUCACAAAUUUAGCACCUCCUAGCUCGGCUCGCGUCGUGUCUGAAAAUAACAUUCAGUUAAAAAACGAGAAAAUUAGACGAGAGAGAGGAAGUGUCAGAAAGUUAGCAUGCUAGUUUUGAAGUUAGCUUAACUGCUCGUUGCCCCCAGUUAAAGAGACAAGAGCUCAUCAAGCUACUACAUGUUAUACUGGCGUUUCAACCCCACUUUAGCCUCAUUAACUCAAUAUCUCACUCGUACAUGCGGGACUUUAAGCACAUUUUUGGACGUAAUUCGGCGUCUGAGUCGGCUAGCGGAGCUGAGGUCGGCUAGUUAGCAUGUGUGGUACUCUGUGUCCCAACAGGCAGCGUUGGAGUAAGGCCAUGCCGUGUAAUGUAGCGUCAUCUGGUCAAACAACCUCCCCCCUCCUCGCCUCCUGUUGAGCACACUUGGAUUUUUCCACUAGUGUUCAGAUAAAAAAGCUAAUAAAUGAUCACCCACUAUUGCAGCCUGAAUGAACCCCCCUCACUGGUUAAAUAGUUUUAAUUGUGACGGGGGCAGAGAUAGUCAGGCGUCCAUGAGGUAGAGCUGUUUCAGCUUUCUGUCAUCAUAUCCCAGUGAUUGUACUGUUUAAUGUGUGGUUUAUAUCCCAAGUGUAAAAAAAAUAUGUUCCUACACCUUCUAGUCGCUUAAUAUAUCAUUGAAAAAGUCAGAUCUUUUCAUAACUUUCCCAAAAUAUCUUAAAGGGAUAUUCCAGCGUAAAAUUAAUUUAGGGUCAAACACACCGUAACACCCAUAGAGUGUAUAUACUAUGGACAACUUGGUUCUACCUUCCGCUAAUAUACGGAUUUGAAGCCAAAAAGCUCUCGCUAAUUCUGCGAUUUUUCUCCACUUCCUGAAACCAACAUUGCGCAAUAGCAUUGUACGCAUUCGGCGAGAGAGUCGCUGUGAUGAUGCUCGACUCAAACAGUGUAUCCCCCUGGCUGAGCUACGCAAUCUUCGUACCCCCAAAGGCUGUAUCAGGUGUCAAUCUCAGAAAACAUGAACCCCCUUAUAACUUUUAAAAAUGGAGCUGUACAGAAAAAGAGGACCUGAGCACAAACCAGUCUUAUAAUGACUAAGUGUCAGCAUUGCAAGCAGGGGGUAGAAAAAAUUAUGUUCAGUGUAAUAAAUUUCUAAAGUUUGUCCACAGCCCCAUAAGCCUUGCUGGCAGAGGUGGGAUUUAUGACCUAUACUGCAGCCUGUCGCCAGAGCGUGCUGUUCUUCACCCAGCGAGGAGGCAGAUGCUGUCCAUUCUAUAUACAGUCUAUGGUAACUCUGAGUUAGUCACCCCCUCGAGAGAUGAAUGUUGCCGACUGACUGUUUCUCUAGUUUUACCAACUUUAGUAACGACCGCACAAUAGCAAUACACAGUGGUCUGAGGAGCCAUAAACAAACCUCAACCAAAACGCCACUCUAUAGCCACAAAUAAUGCUCAGAACAGCACCUAACUUCAUCAACAGUACAUUUAGGGUCCCAGCCACAGCACUAGCCACCAAACAUCUUUUUAACUUUGCCUUAUUUCUUUAGCAAAGAGACUAAACACAACUCACUUACUCUCUUCCAGCAGCCGCUUGUUUGUAGCGAGACCUCUGGCCACUCCAUUACAGACUACAGUGGGGUGACACAGCUCAAGGAAUUUCCCCCAUGGGGGGUCAAUAAAGGAAUAUUCUAUUCUAGGAAGAACAUUUACUAGAACUACCGCAUCUGCAGUGCAAAAUUAUUAAUAUGGUGAACAUUACUUCAAGGAAAUGAUAAAGAAAUUAUAAAUGUUCUUCCUUGAGCUGCGUCACCCCGCUGUAGGGCUUUCUUACUCAGUGUUACGACGUGUUUGACCCUAAAUUAAUUUUAUGCCGGAAUAUCCCUUUAAUAUCCCAAGUGUAAAAAAAUACUGUUCCUACGCCUUCUAAUCUCUAAAUAUAUAUCAUUGAAAGGUCAUAUAUUUUCAUCACUGUCCCAAGAUAUCUUAACUGCACAUUGACCAGUUAUAAUAUUAUGAACACUAAUGCAGUCAAUCAGAAGUCUCCCGUAUCUUCUUACAGAGAGCUUCUCAAUCAGUUUUUUUUGGGCAUGCAGGUGGUAGUUGUGGCACUGUUGUGUUGUGUGUUAUAGAAAAAGCUGCACCUCACAUUCCUAAUAUUUCAUUCACUUUAUUAGCAAAUGUUAGGAUGGCAAAUUAUUAGGAACACUUUUCAAUAUAAUCCACACUAUACACCAUUCACAUAAGCCCCAAUAGCUGAUGUAAAAAAAAAAACAAAAAACUUGAAGAACAACUCUUACCUGUCUGUUCAUGUCACUACAACUGAAAUUGUUGAGUGUGAAAAAUGGACCCAAGUUAGACCAGUUGAGCUCUCCCUGACAUAAAAAAUCAAGUUCUUCGUGUUUCAAUUACAGUAUUUAUAUCAUGAAAAUGUCAAAUCUCCGUGAACCUGUUCUUCAACUGAAGCCUCUAAAUAGGGUCAUUUAAAUUUGUGAAUACAUUCAAUCAAACUUUAAACACACUCACAUUAUAACGUGCCAUUCCCAGUGCCAAACCCCUCCUUCCUCCAUUUUGCCGUAUUAAAGGUCACACCUUGUCCACAAAGGGAACGACAACAACAAGAGGUUUCAUAAAGGCUGUAACUCUAAGCAACAAUAGUUCAAAUACCAGGGACCUGAGUGUGGAUCUUUUCACACAGUCUGUGUAUGUCCCUGUGUUAUGUUGUGUAUUUGGUUGUGAAGUGUGUUAACAUGCGAGUGCUGCUGUGUACUUGUUAGAAAAAGGGAAGUUGUGCUGUUGUUACCAGCACUAUCAUAUGACAAAAGAGGCACAAGUGUAGGAGAUAGGAAGUGGACGGCUUGUUCCAAAGCCCCUUUACACUAGUUUGAGUUUUGCAUGUGUGUGUGAGUGUGUGUGUGUUUGGGUAAAGGGGUGAGUUCUCACAGAUGCAGCUGAAUCACUCACUCGCUUUCAUGUCAAAUCUUGAAGCUUCAUAUUCACUAGUAUAGUGUGUGUGUGUUUGUGUCGGAUAUCGCAUCAGCUCCGAUUAACAGAUGCAGGUCUGGAAUUUGAUUUGCCUCCUCAUGAUGUGUGUGGCUUUUACUGUCAAAAUGUACAGCUUUAAUCCAGAUACAACCUUAGAGACGGACCCUCUAUGAUUAGAUAAAAAAGGCAAUCAAAGUCUAAAAAAAGACCUUUAUAUACUCUGUGAAAAAGUCUUACUGCAAAGCACAUUUGGACAAGAUGUUCUUGGACCCAAAAUAUAUUCUAGUGGUCAUGUGACCACGUAUCACGUGACUUCUUUGUCUCAUUUUAGACAAAUCAGGCUUUUACACUCACAUCCUAAGGCCGGAGUCAUGAAGCCUGACUGAGUAUAGCCAAUGUUGAUGUUUUACAUGUAUGUAUUUAUCCUGUGUAUACUACAUUUGAUCUGCAGAGAUUACAUUCUUGAUAUGAGCUGGUAAAAUAUGAAAUGUUUAUUUUCUAUGAAUUUAAGAGGUUGUAAAAGUUCCUAACUUAAAUACGACACAGCACCAUCCCUGUGACUUGUUCUUUUCUCUACACACUAAAACAUAACAACAGGCCCAAGUUACAGUGGACAGGAGCUGUUGAACUAUUUUUUAAAGCUCGGUGAACUGAUGACGGCUCAGCGUGGAAGAAAGUCUAAAGCAGGAAAAAGAGUAAAACAGGCUUCAUAUACCAACUGUGUUUGCUUGAGCUCCAUCAAAUCAUCAAAUACAUUUAAUCAGAGCUGUUCGGUUUAUCUUGGCUCAGACCAAAAUUUAGAAAUCCUAAUCCUAAAAAAACAAAAACAAAUUAUGCACUUUAAAGUAAUAUCACUGAACUGUACCCUCAUCUACAAGGUCCUCCACUCACUGUAGAAAAUGAGGAAAGACAUCUUUGAUUGGCUCUCACUCUAAUAGUGUGAAUAUUCAUUCUAAAUCUUAAACAUCAGACAUAUUUGGAAGUAGUUAAGAGUGGAUUUGUAAAACCCUCGUGUGGCGAGGUAACCAGGACCAAAUCUGUCUUACUGUUGACAUAGUUUAAUUAAUAGAAACUGCUUGUAGUUAAUCAAUCAUGAUUGUUUAUCUUUCCUGAACACAUGAAGGAAUUUAACUGAAGUAGAAACACCCUCCUCCUCCUCCCUGUUUUAGACACACGCAGCUGUCUGUGCAGAAACACCUCAGGUAUCUGUCUGAGUGAAACAAAAUUCUCCGAUGUUGAACAAUUUUCCCUGAAUACAGUCUUAAUCUUAAAUGUGUUUUUAGACUGUUCAUAAUAUGUGGCUGUUUCAAUGUUGUGGAAAAAAAAAAAAAAAGGCAACCUCACACCUGCUUCCUUUUCUGCCUCUUAUUUCCAUCUCACCCCCCCUCACUCUCACUCGUAGGCUCUGAAGUAGAUAAUCGUCCCUGAAGGUGUUGGAGGACUCUAAUUGCCGUCUCUAUAUUUUCAUAUUGUGAAAAAAAAUUCCAGUCAGGCACAGAUGUCAAUUUAGUGUAAUUUUCUGAAAUUCUAUACUUUAGUGUGGAAGGAGAGGUGGCAGAUUAACGGGGGAGUGGAAAAUACUGUUGGCACUCCGGAGCAGCAGAAGUGAAGAUUUACAUGUCCAUCACUGCAGAACUUCACUUUUCACUUGAGGUUGUUGUAGAUGCAGAUUACUAAGCUGUCAAGCAAAUGAAGUUGCCUACAGAGACAGUAAAACAUGAGUCUGGGGUGUCAAGUUUUAGGGGUUCAUCAUGUAGUGAUUUUCAUCCGUGGUAUUUCUAAGCACUGAUUUAAACAAAUCGUCUCUAAAUUUCACCUGCAGCUACUUUAUAUCCUCUCAAACCAACUAAAUCAGGAAUUUAAAAUCUUAAUUCCAAGUUCUGAGACUAAAUGCAGGAUUUUAUGGCGCUGUCUUUUCUUCUACAUUACCUUUGCACUUGUUGGUAAUCCACAAGUCGCCUCUACUUGACAGCCUCUACUUUCUUUUCGAAAAGGAGCGAUUUGGUGGUAGUUUUCGGCAGCGCUCACGCCUGUCAGAAGUUUGAGGCUUCCCAUCUACAGGUAUUUUGUCAAAGAUCUGCCAUGUGCCAUGAAAAUCUGUGUCAUUUGUUGGUGAGGCAUGAAAAGAAUUGGUUUGCCCGCACAUGGCACGUGCCUCAGGAAUCUCCGCAAAAUCUGAAGCAGACCGCUCCAAGCUUCUGUCAUUUUAAACUUAAGUGCAGUUUUUCCCGCUGCUGUCAAAAAGGAAACCCCUUUGCCAGAGAGAGCAACAUUCAGGUGAAACUUCAAAGAAAACUUAAAGCUUUUAGAGAGGCAAGAAAAAGAAAUGUCACUCAUCAUGAUGGGUAUGUCUAGAGAGAAUAUCAUCACACAUCCACUUUGUCACCUCUAUUUAAUCUGUCUUACUUUUUUGUGUCUCCAGAUGGCAGCCAAGAUGGGAGGAGACCAGUUGCCCAAUAUGAACAGCUCCUCGCCAGUUCUAGACCCCUCCCUCUAUGGCUUUGGAGGCCAAAAACGUUCCCUAGACAACGGAGGUAAGUUUUAAGCAUGUGCACGUACUAUCCCCACAUAUUAAAGCUUCAUGUCUUCAGAUAGAAACAGUCACACUAAUAUUGUUGGAUAUUAAUACUGUGGACCUUUUUAACUCUCUAAACAUGUUGUACACACCUGUAAGCGUUAAGGUUUUGAGACACUGAGCACUUUCAGUCCUCAACUUUUGAAUCUUUGGUUUUAGAUUCCACUUAAAAAUUUGGAAUCCGCCCAAGUAGUAUCGACCAAUCAGGUUUCAGCUGGCUUUGGCGUGUGUUGGAGAAACAGUCCAUGGCUGUGUCUGAAAUGAAUCCCUAAUCCCUAACCCCUAACCCCCAUAUGGGGUUUUACUAUAUAGCUGACUAUGUAGUGAACUCAAUCCCCGGAGGUUUCGGACACUACAUGGCAAGACACAAUGCAUGACGGAAUGCCCACCACCGGUGAGUGACCAUCAGAUGGUCACUACAUUUGGCAAUGCUCUAUGGGAAAUUUUGAGUCGCCUAUAUUGGGCACUGGAAUUGAUCACUCAGGUUUCGGACACCCCUCAAAAUGGCGCUAACCCCCAUAUAGUCGCCUAUAUAGGGGUUAGGGAUCCAUUUCGGACACAGUCCACAUGUAAAGCAGGAGCUUGGAAUAAAUAUCCGUGCCAUGACAUCCCGGUUACUGUUGGCAGAUAACUGGUGCUAAUUUGUUUAUCUCGCAUAUCUUCAUGUAAGAAAGAAAUCAUCCUUGAUGCUGUGUUGCAAAAGCCCAACAGAGGUUCGAUUUCUUUUUGUUCGAAUCCAUAGAAAAAGAUUAGUCCAAUCUUGAUACAACAAAACCAUUUUAAAAGUUGUCUUCCCUUUUUAAAGAACAAAGUUUGUACAUUUUACUUUUAACAAAUCUUUAUCAUGUUGUGAUUUUUAGCAAACUUAAAAUCCGCAAAUCCUAAGUCAGUCGUUGGUUGUCAGGUUCUGGCCGGUGUAAGCAUCUGUGUUUACCGUCGAACUGAGACCUGUGAGCACUUGAAACACUUGAAGGGGCCAUAUACCAAGAGAUGUAAUGGACCAAGAAAUGACGGCAUUUACAGCCAAGACAUAAACACAGCACGGAAAUGGAAGUCUCUCUUUGCUGGGAGUAGUUUUUGUAACCACAGUGGCUACUAUGGCUUCUCAGAAAGUCGGCAUCCACUCUGAGUCGUAUAUCACCCCUCAACGUCAGAAGACAACAGACAGUGAUGGAGGAUAAACUCGGGUUUGACAUAUGUUAAGAUCAAAGCAAUACAGCAAGCUACAUUGAGUGACAUGGGUAAUAGGUGCGGCAUACUUAGGGACAUCUUUCCGUCUUUGACUACCUGCAGUGCAUUUGUAGAAACUCUGGUUAUGACAGCGGCACAAGAGGUAGACAGCAAGGGGGAAUGGUUGAUAGCUGAUUGCAAUUUGACAGGGACUCACGAGCAACACUGCUGUAACAUCGGGUAAAUAUAAUCUGGCUGUCAUGUAAAUGGUAUAGUCACCUUGCAACAACUAUUGUGAGCAUCCAAUACCAAACAGUUUGGAGUAAGUCUCAUCAAGACUGUUACUAAUACACCUAAAAUGUCAUGAUGUACCUUUUAUAGGUCAGUGCUACACCUGGAAGGGAAGACAAACUCAGAAAAAGCCGUCGAUGCUUUUCCUUUUUCGCCUCAUGCUUCCUCGGCCAAUUUAAAACGUUCCACUUUGAUUCUUCUUCAUGUAGAAAUUGGUCUAGUUUUUUGUAGCAGAAACACUGUACUCUGAUUUUCGCAUUUUUAUGUCUGCGUAGAGUUCCAGGAUCUCAUGCUGCAGUGUAGAGACAGUGUUUCUCUCGCCGUUGCCUUCGCACACAAAGAUUUGAUCCGUUUCAUAUCCGUGAAGUGGAAAAAAACAAGUCAUUUAUCCUGUCCUCCUCUUAUCUUGUCAUAGUUGUUUGCAUGAUAGCUCAGCCCUGAAUGCAUGGAUAGAUAAAUUGUAUGCAAUUCUGGUUUAGGUUUUGACGCAUACUUAUUGUUUGCAACAGUUUGUCCUCGGUUUCUUUCAGUCAAGGUUGUCCCACAGAACAGAAACGCCAUCUGUGUAGACUACAGGGCGAAAUUAUCAAACGUACACAAACAGACUCAAAGUAUUCACGCUGUAUCUUGUAGUCUUGUCCUUGGGUGAAUCCGGUAAACCUCCUGCUUUAUAUUCAUAGCUGUUCCGUUCUCAAGCGUUAACCCCGGCGCAUUUCCAGAAGAAGUGAAAUCAGUGCAAACGACCAUAAAAUUGAUUGAAGCUGCUAGAUAUCAGCUCAGGUGUUCACGUCCAUGGCAGCACAUCCUCCGCUGACCCUGCAGGACCCUUGCUCGGUGCUACCUGUCAAAAUUCAAUUCAUGACCGGCAGCCACUGACCCGGCUGCUGCCUCUCGCCUCUGAUUGAAACACUCACUCAAACACUCACAAGGCCUGAUUACCAUGCCGCUGAAAGUCCCCCGCUGAGGGUCAGACACCAGCCACAGAGGAUUGGCAGGACCGCAUCCAUCUGCUCCCAUCCCCUCCGGCACUGACGCGCUCAUUUUCUGUUUUCUGCUUCGUCAGCUUUCACCUAUAAAGAGAUUCAGAAUCGUAUCUGUUUGUAAACAUGAUCUUAGGUUUUUGCUCGCAUGCUAAUUGCGUUCCUCUCUUUUCUCAGUAGGGAACCACCUCGGUGCAAUGGUACAUCAAAGGUGAGCAGACAUUUGUUUGAAAAUCUAUAUUUACCGUGAAUAUGGUGCCAUAAUUACACUCUAAUAAUCUAGUUAUGACAUUUGAAUAAUGAGAAAAUAAAAUGGGUCAACAGAAAACUGGUCUAUAAUCUCCGGUGACCUUUAAUUGUUAAAAAGAAAAAGAUAAUGUGAUGGUUUCGCCUUUAAAUGUGAGUUAGCGGUUCAAACCAGCCACCUUUGAGUGUUAGAGAGGAACCUGGAAAUGCCAGCCUGUGUUCUGAGACGAUAAUAAUGAAUGAAGUCAUAAAUAUUUGACCUGAUAAAGUCCUUUUUUCAUUUAACUCUCUUAAUUUUCUACACGCACACGCUGGCUUCAAAAGAGGCUCGUAGGUGAGAGUUAUUGAUCACAUUGUCGUCUCUCUCUCUCUCUCAGGGCUCUGGCGACAGAAGACUUCAAAGUGCCUGAUAAGAUGGUGGGAUUCAGUAAGUCGCUCUGCGGUUCAUUAUAGUCAGUUUAAAUGUUUCACAUGCAAUCAUCAGUAUUGAUAUUCCACUCAGUUUUUUGGGUCACUGCCUCAGGCUCCUGUCUAAAAAUCAAAGAGGCUUAAAUCUGUCGUUUUCUCCCCCCCCCUCUCCUGUGUAGUCAUUGGAAAAGGAGGAGAGCAGAUCUCAAGAAUUCAGCUGGAAUCAGGCUGUAAGAUCCAGAUCGCUUCUGGUGAGUUGGAAAAAAACCUUCAUCUACUUGUGCAUUUAGGAGAAACACUGAAUCUUAGGAAAUCUAUGUAGAUUUUUUCACAUGACUCUAUUUUAAUCAAGAUGUCUUUGUCACCAGUAGGAGUGUUUAACAGGUUGGAUGACAGCGAUUUCAACACUUUAGUAUGAUUCAGUAAACAUAUGAAAAUGUGUCAAUGUUAAAAACAAUAUCCCAUGACUCUAAAGUUUAUUAUUUUUGUGUUGCAGUUUUUGAGUAUCUGGUGUGAAUUUGCUCAGCUGACUGUGUCUAAAAGUUACUCAACUGUUUGCUACAACUUGUACUGAAUUCGUCACUUCCUGGUGUUUGACGUUUGAACUCAUUUUUAGGGCUGGAUAAUAAAUCAUUUGGCCAUGAAGCAUGCAUGUUUGAUUAUCACACACAGGACAUGCAGUUUCAUGUGACCUUAAACACAUCAUGCUAUCCCCAGUUUCACUUUUCUAAUGAUAGGGUCUGAUAUCACAUUAACUCACUCGAACCGCUGUGUAUGCCCUUUUUCACCCGUUUUAAUUUGAUGACUGUGAAGCACCUUGUGAAAACUGUUCUAGAAAGGUGCUAUACAAAUAAAGAUAGGUAGGUAGGUUGAAUUUAUUGUCCCCGUGAGGAAAUUCAUUUGCAGUAGGUUAAAAACAUGCACAGAGACAGCACACAUACACAGUUCCAUACACUGUCCCAUAUAAAACAAAGCAAAACAACUUAAUAGACAAUAUAAAAAUUGUACUGUACUGUACGUCUGUGUCAGUGUGUCACAUGACUGUCAAAUGUAAGCUGUUAUGUUUUGCAAAACAGGCACCUAAAUGAGCACUAAAUCUUGCUAUGUAAUGUAGAAGUGCUAAAAACUGCAGUUCCUCUAGUGUCCACUUGAGGCCGGCUCCAAAAGCCCUAGAAGCCACUCGCUCAUAAAGUCACAUCUUGACUUGACUGACAGGUGGGUACAGUUGCUGUUAGCAAGGAGGCUAAAAUCUGUUCUCAGCACCUCUAACACACUCACAGUGUAGUGUUGUUAAAGUUACAGGCAGAAUAAGAUGAUGAGUUUCAGUCAAUCAGAUUACCAUCAGAACUCAACAGGCAGAUUAAAUUUAACUUUGACCAUUUCAUAAAUGAUUCAUGACUUGUCAGUAAGUCCGAUGUGUUUAUCAAUGAAGUUUAUGAAGUUACAUGCCGCUCCUCCUGCACUCUGUCCUCUUGACUCUCAGAAACACUCACAGAGGGCUGAACACAGUUUGGUAAAAGUAGGAAGGGAAUUCAUUUAAAACCAGAAAAUAGACUCAAAAAUCCAAGUUAUUAACAGAGUAGUUGUAUCGUUGAAAUCUUUAAAAAAAGAUGAUAAAUUAAAAAAAGUGCCGUAUAUAAUAAUAUCCAAAUAAAUAUCACAGUGUGGUGUUGUUGUUGUUGUUGUGCUGUGUAUCUGUUUGUAUUUCUGUUUGUAUAUCUGGUUGUGUAUCUGGUUGUGUUUGUCUCUGUAUUUGAAUAAGGAUUGUAUUGUUUGUGAUAUUUUAUUUGCAUUGACGCAUUGCGAGGUCAUUUAAUGGACCCCAGGAAGAAUAGUUUUGGCAUUACCAUGGCUAAUGGGGAUCCAAAUAAAUCAAAUCAAAUAUAACAGGAAGGAAAAAAAUUGGUCUAUCUAGUAUCGUGCAGCUCUACUCAAUACAAUGGUCAUGCCUGUAAACAACACAACUCUGCUGAAACUCAUUUUCUCUGUUUAAAAUCUUUCUCAGUGAGUUAGUUUGUGUGUGUGGAAGUAUUUGAGUUCACAGUCGUAUCCUCAUUUUUGAGUUUGAUAUGUGUUUUCUUCAGCUGUUGUGCUCCUUUUGUUGCAGACAGUGGAGGCAUGUUGGACCGGCCCUGCACGCUGACCGGCAGCCCAGAGAACAUUGAGUAAGUCUCACCUCUCAACUUUGACAGAUUUACUAGAACUGCACAGACCAUUUGGAGAGUGUGCUCUAUUGUCGUGACACAGAGGGCAUGAACUCAAAUCUCUUUUCACGUCUCCUCUUAAUCAGUUACUGAAUCACCUGAAAAACCUCUUUUCACGUCUGACAAAGAAAAAUGUGACUCAAUCGUUGUGGCGCGGGCUCUGUAACUGUGGUGAUGAAUGUAUUCAUGCUCCGCCCUCCCCUUCUUCCGCAGGCAGGCCAAGAGGCUGCUGAGCGAGAUUGUGGAGCAGUGUCGGUACGGUCCAGGUUUCCACAGCGAGAUGGACGGCAACAGCUCGAUUCAACAGAUCCUCAUCCCCGCCAACAAAGUCGGCCUGGUCAUCGGCAAAGGAGGAGAGACGAUCAAACAACUCCAGGUCUGGUGGUUGAAAACACCGAACAGUUUACCUAACAACUUACUCACCAUUGUUGCAGGGAGUGUUCACAUGCAACUAAAAGCAGCUCAGAGGUUGAGUUUGUUGAGAAGAGUUCAUUUAUUCUAACAGUUAAGAAGUGGAAAUUAACCAAUUAUCUUUUAGCUGCAACCUUAGAGGCUCAAAAAUGACCAAAACCAGCCAUUUUCUUUCUCCUCCCUUAUCUAAAACUGCAGUGAUUGACUAGAAAUGGUUGUAACAUCUCAGUGGUCACAAGUGCGGACAACCCCUUCUGUUUUCUACAGGAAAGCUCGAUAUGUUGAACUGAUUCCUUCUAAAGCCGCGUUCAGACCAAACGCGACCAGGUCGCGUCGCGUUGGUUGGUCGGUCAGGUCGCGUCGCGUGGUGCUCUGGUGUGUUCACACCGGGUCCAAAGUUGCAGUCGCAGGUCGCGGCUGGUCGCCGGUGACGUCAUCCAUGUCACUAGCUCAGUUUUCAGUUCAUCAGUGCUGCCGCAUAUCUGUACAUCCGCAGUAGACGCCGCCGGCGUUUAUGGGUGCAUGAAACCAUCCGGAGGAGGACGGAGCUGGGUGAAUUUCACCGCUUGCUCCAGGAACUCCGCCUGGACGACGGCCGCUUCCAGCGGUAUUUCCGUGUGUCGACGGCGCAGUUCGAGGACCUCCUCGCCCAGGUGGGAAGCAGCAUCUCCCGCCUGGACACGAAAUACAGGCGCUCCAUCUCAGCUUCGGAGCGCCUGUCUAUCUGUCUGUCCCUCAUAUAAACGUCUCUAAGCCCCUUCCACCGCUUGCGGCACACAUCCACUGCAAAGACACACACACACAUACGUUGAAACAUGUAGCCUAGCAAGCAGGGGCAGUUAGCUGGGUGGUAGCUAACGGAUGUGAUUAACUGCUCCUCCAUUGUGAUUCUUCUUCUCCUCUUCCUUGUUUCGCCGGUUUGUUGACGUCAGCAGAGCCGUGAUUGGCUGUCGCGGCACGAAGUCGCUCCCAAAGUUCAAAUAUUUGAACUUUGGGAGCGACGCGACUUGGCGUCCUGCGACCUCAGCGACGCGACCUCGGGGACGCGCCUUGGCGACCGGUCGCCCGGUCGCGCAUGGUCGCGUCGCAGGAAGCCGGCGGUCGCCAAGUCGCGUCAGGUCGCGGCUGGCCAUAGACUUUGCAUUGGGAGCCGUCGCCAAGUCGCGUCAGGUCGCGGCUGGUCUGAACGCGGCUUAAGACUUGCCUUGUCAUAUACAGCGUUUGUUCGAGUAUUUAUAACCACACCUGGGGUAAAAAUUCCAAGACUACUCUGGAUAAUUUCUUGAAUCAUUAUCUCUAAAUGCUCAAAGCAAUUUUAUUCCACUGCGUGUGUUGAUUUUCAGUACAGAUUCCUAGUUCUGCGUCAUCGAUUCGAUCAAGCCAAACAAACAGUUGCUUCAAGCUGCUGCUUGUUUUAUUGGAUCAGGAGUGGUCUAACAUCAUCCUGCAGCAACUGACGGAGAACAUUCAAAGGCACAUGAACGCUGUGAUAAAAGAAUUAGUCUAAACUCCUCUGAGUCAAAACAUUACUAUUCUAUUGUUUAUUUAGUCAUUUAAAGCACUGUAAAAUCAACAAAGACAUAUUUAGACGUGGAUUUAGAUUAAUAAAGAUGUUUUUUGUUUUUGUUUUUUGUUUUACUUGAGAAAAUAUUAAUUGAAGAAACAUUUCAGAGAGCUGUAAAUGUUUCCACAUCCUUCAGAGUUGUCUCAGGUUGUCAGGAUCGUGUCAGGAUAGUAAACCCUGUACUUAAAGUUGUUGCAGUGUUUCCUCUCCUCACAGCAAACAGUGUUUUUGAGCCCCAGGUAUCUCUCUGAUGUGUGUUUUUGGGUCCGUCUGAUUGUACCCCUGCAGGAGAGAACAGGAGUGCAGAUGAUAAUGAUUCAGGAUGACCCCAUGCCCACUGGAGCGGACAAGCCCCUGAGAAUCACUGGGGAUCCCCACAAAGUGCAGGUCGGUCUGUGAAGAGCUCAGUGUGAGCCGCUGUCUUUCCUGUUUACACUCAAUUUUACACAUUUGAUGCCCUUCUACUUCCACUCAGAUCUUUCUUUUUAUUGAGAGGAUUCAGCAGCACUUGUUUUAUGCUCCCUGCGCAGCAUUUUGUUGCAAUGUGAUUUUUAUUUCGUAAAGAUUAAACCCUUUUUAAAUCUUGAUAACAGCAAGCCCGUGAACUCGUGGUGAAGCUCAUCCGGGAUAAAGACCAAGGAGACUUCAGGGUUGGCAGAGCUGACUUUGGAACCAAAAUGGGGGGCAGCAGUCUGGACGUGAGGGUCUUUCUCUGCUCUUCAAAUUCUUAAAAGUUUGGAUGUUGCCAUUCAUUCACAUGUAUUCGUAUCGAUGCCUUUUAUCAUCCAGGUGGUCGUGCCCAGAUUUGCUGUCGGCAUUAUCAUCGGCAGGAACGGAGAGAUGAUCAAGAAGAUUCAGAACGAUGCAGGAGUCAGGAUUCAGUUCAAACAAGGUGAGAGGAUGAAGCUGGACCUCCUGCUACCCACCAAUUAAAACAAGUAGAAACAUGGACUUAUCAAAUCUAUUUUCACAAGUGUGGCGAGAAACAGACCGCAAACUGGGGUAGUAAUGCUGCUGAUUAUGAACAAAUCGACGUGUACUAUGAAAUCAAGACUAUGAGUUGCAUCUGUAUUAAAGCUGCAGGCUGUUGUUGUUUCCCAGUUUCUGAGCUGUUGUCUGCCUCUUUCUUGUUCCAUCUGUUUUUGCCAUGUGCAGUUUGCUGUCCUGCUUUCUUACUGUAAACUAGUCCAGCUCAGCCUGCAAUGACUCUAAAAGUUGGGAAGCUCACGACCAACUUUCCUGGAUUACCUAAAGUUGCCCAAACUUGAGCCAUCUGUUAGAGGCCUAACCUCUGUUUACAGGGCAUGCACUGAAUCCACUAGGCUAGCAGCUCCCCUUUCACAUAGUUACCUCACUUAAUAUUAUAUCAGUGUUUUUUAUUCUAGUGCAUGAUCAAGACUUGGAGAGAUAGGAAAGUGGUUAAAAGUGAUGAAGCUUUAGCUGGGGUAGUGGUAUUUUCUGGGAUUAUAGAUAUGAUCAUACAGAAAAUACCUCUCAGUGUUUUUGUUUUGAGUUAGUGGUUGCACUAGUGUACAGGAUGCACUCCUCUCUUUGUGUAAAAUCAACAGUUUGAAAGUGCGUCUGUGCACCAAGUUUUAGGAUAGCUGUGCGGAAACUGUAGCAACUUCAGGGAAGAGAAAAAAACUACACAAUUAUUUUUUUCCUGUACAAUAAUCGGUGACAUUAUUAUAUCGGUGACAAAAUCACGACAUAAACCUGCAACCAGCAGAUGUCUGUUUUUUUUUUUUUUUUACUUUAUCUCAUGGACUCAUACUCGUAGUGCUAAUGUAAAUAAUUCCAUUUCAGACUGUUAAUCUGGAUUUUGUAUUCUUUGUGUUGAUAAACCAGAUGAUGGCGUGAGUCCUGACAGAGUUGCUCAGGUAAUGGGCCAGCCAGACCACUGCCACCACGCAGUCCACCUCAUCAAUGAGCUCGUUCAGACCGCUCAGGUACGUCCUCCUCUCUCUUCACAGACGACAUCAGUCCAUUUAUAGAUAUUAUCUUAUACGUUGUGUGAAGAAUUUAGAAAUUAAACCUUUUCAUGGGUUUGUAGAAGUGACAAAUAAGCUAAAGGUUUAAUACCGUUGAAUUGAGAAGCCUAAAGUGUCAACAACAGAAUUUGUGGAUACCAGAGUUGAUGACAUUUUUGUCGAUUUUUAAAUGCAUGUUUCCUCUCUUGACAUCUUCCAAAAACUGCUUGUAAAAAAUUUCUUAAUUAUUUUUCAUUCCUGGUCGUCCUCUGUAGGAGCGAGAUGGAUUUGGCGGUAUGAUGGGACGUCGGGGGCGAGGUGACUGCAGCAUGGGAGGACCCGGAGGACUGCAGGAGGUGACAUAUGCAGUACCUGCUGACAAAUGUGGACUGGUGAUUGGCAAAGGUAACAGACUGACCACCCUUCUUGACUUUUUAAAUUGACUUUGUGCCGUGUCUAAACUCCUUUUGUAGCUGUCUUGAAUUUCAAAGUUGAUCUGAAGGAGUUCUUGAGCUUUACUGAUUUUUAUUCCCUCAGAUUUUCACACAAAGAUCAUCAACAUUAUCACUUUUAUUCAGAGUAAAUCCAACUGCCACAUUAGCUUUUCCCCCUUUUUAAUAAGUGAAAGCUGUUUGAUGAGCUGCCUCUGCGUGAAACUGAUGAGAAGAGGGGGGGGGGGAGUGACCACCCUCCUAUUCUCCCUCCGGGGCUCAUGUAUACAGCACAAGUGGCAUUCAUUGGCUUCACUAAGGGCUUAAUGACGGGGAUAAUGCGUGUAAUGUGACAUUAAUUGUUAAAGGUGCAUAAUAACAGCCCUCAAUCAUGUGGAAGGCUGCCUGGCAUCUAAUGAGGGUCUUUCAGCCCAAUAGAGUGCAGCGAGGGAAUGAAUAGGAGGAAUUAGCUUAUUGGCUAUUCAUGCCCACUCUAUUGCCAGCUAUUUAAAAGUCAUUGACCAUUGCAUUGGAAGGAGCCGUGAGUGUGUGCGCACAUCAGCGUGCACGCAUGCGGCCUGGGUGUGUGUUUGUGUGCGUGCGUGCGUGCAUGUGCAGCGGUGGGCGGGGUCGGAGGGGGCCUCUUUACCUAAGAUAAAAACAUGGCAAUAGAAAUGUCAAGUGGCUUUUGUGCAUGUAGUGGGCCGAGGGAAACAAAUAAACCUGGGCGUAGCGUCCCCCUCUCCGGGCAUUAGCAUAUGAAGUGAGCCAAUAUGGUGGAGAUGGCGGUGGGUCUGGGUGCUGUCAGCCGUCCCUUAAAGGGCGCUGUGAUUAAUAUCUUUACGAUGCCAUAUGCAGCCCAUUGCCCCUCUGUUUUGACCCCCUUCACACAGACACACACACACACACACACAGACACACACGGGUUGAUGAAUCAAGCCACCCACAAACCUGCUCACUGCAAGAGCCGGUAUCUUAAAAAGUUUACUGGAGUUAAAACAUCUAAAGUCAAAGUUCUUGUAACAACUAGACUUUGAAACUGAGAAAUGAGAGUAAAGAUUUUCAGCAUUUUGUCGUACGUCUCUGUUUGGAGUCGUAUUCACCGAUCCUGCAUCAGCGUUUUUUGUUGUACGCAGGAAAAAAAACAAUCAAUGUGGAAAUCAAAAAUCAGAACCUGCAGCUUUGUGAUGCAACAGAUGAUCUCUAACCAGAUAUCUUCAUGUGAGUGCAGCCAACAGUCCGUUCUGGGUCGAAAUUUCAUAUUGAGCAACAAAUCUGAUUGCCACUGUGUCGCAAAAGCCUAUCAGGUUAUCAGCAGGCAGAUUUCUGGGCUUGGACUUGCAACCUGAUCAGAUAUGAUUGACAGAAACGACCUCUGCACAACGAACGGGCAUUUUAAUGGAGGCAUUCUUUAUCUGUGGAGGACAGACCUGACAAAGUCUGCUUUCUGUACUUUUUAAAAUCUUUACCAUGACAUUAUUUUAAAUUUAACACCCAUGAAGAGUUAGUAAGUUUUCCUUUUACGUUGUAGCAAAACUGCUCAAGCAAACCCCAAGGAUUGCAGGGUUGCAUGCACUUUGAUUAGAGUAGACAUACAGGCAAGGACAAUGCAAUCCUCAUUAUCAGUCCUCGUUGUACUUACUAUGUAAACAAAAAUAUCUGUGACCAGGACCAGCAGGGUUUGUCUCUCACAAAAGUACUUCUAAAGGAUCAUUUAUUAGGAUUAGGUGUGUAACGAUACAAUAUUGAUAUUGGUCGAAUAUCAGCUAAAAAAUGAAUAUGGGAUCAUAUCGGCCUGCAUCAAAAAUCUCAGAUAUCAGCACUCCGAUACAAACAGUCCAUUCCAGACUCAACUCCGGCAUCUCUAUCCAGCAAGGACUAACAAAGUAGCAAGGAGUAGGAGUGAUGUCGGCCCUGUGGCAGUAUUUUUCGUGUAAGUCUGAAAAAGAUGUUGCAGCUGAGUGCAAAACUAAUGCACUGUAUUGCACAGUUUUGUGCUAAUAUCAGAUUAAUAUCGAUAACUGUUAAUAUUGAAGGCUACAAAAUCGGUAUCGUGUCAGGAGUCAAAAAGUUGUAUCAAGACACCCCUAGUUGUGAUGAAUAACUUUAAGUUAUUGAUUUAUUUCUGCUCAAGAGCAAACCGAAAAAAGCUAAAGCAGUCGUCAGGAGAUUGUGUAUCAAUAAAAAGUCAUAAAGUCGCCCAGGUCACCAUCAUGAAGUCACUUUUUCUCUAAAGUUUGUCUGAAAUUAUAAAAGUUAAUAUGCACACCAUCAACAGUUAAUUCGCCCUUUUAGCUUAUUGAUUUCAUCCACCAGCCCUGGAUUGGAGUAAAUGUCCGUGUUAGACUCUGUCCGUCUGUGUUAUUUGUCCCCCCUGGAGGCCUGAGAGUUUGUCCCCACCAGCAGCUAACCAGUCCCUCAGCUCUGCCUUGAAUGCGUCACCAGUUGCACUUUUGUGUCCCUCCUUUUCUCCAGCUCACUAAACCAGUCUCAUUAAUAAGGCCCGUAUUAUCUGUCCUCACUACAGCCCAGUCCAUGAAAUGAAUGGUCAGGGUCUUCAUUGCUCUCUGCUGUCUGACUAGAAGAGCUCAUAAUGGCUUCAUUAAGGCAGAAGUUUCAUUUGGUUGACAAUGGGUUAAUGGCCCAUGUGCAGUCUGUUGGCAGCGAGGAAUAGGCCGCGGGAGGGGAGCGCUUUCUGAUGAGCGUUUUCAUUCGGGGGUCAGCCAGGGUCAUCCGAGUGUCAGCCACAAGUGAACAAAUGUGUAAUUGAUGUUGGGACAGCCCCAGUGUCCCCCCGGGAAGCACCCUCAGCCCUUUUUCGUUCAGAUGGGCAUUGUGGAGGGGAGGAGAGGGGAGAGCGGCUAUAUGCCCCCCACCCUGGUUCACUCCCUCCUCUCAUCACAGAGGACAACACCGAGUCAAGAAUGAAAAGGCUAAAAGAGACAAACGAUAUCCCAGAAGGAGGAUACGCUUCAAUUUCGGCCCCUUUCUCCUGCCAGCUAUGUUUCAUUUCUCCCCGCUGGUGUAAUUGCUCUCUCCACACGUCGGGAAGCUGGCAUCUGAUGCCGAGGAGGGGGAGGUGUGCAGAAGAUGUCUCCUUUUGUUUCCUGAUUUGCAUGGAUGUUACUGCAGAAUGGUAGAUAAGUGUUGAGACACAUGCCAGAGUCCUCCAUAAGGUAGCACCAUCACAUGACUUCAGUCAAGGGAAUCAGUGAGUCUGGUGAAGAGGUGGGCAAAAUUUCAACAUUAACAUAACAUGCAUGUGUUCAAUAGGUUGACUUUUAAAACUUUAUUGAAAAUACUGAGUAUAGACGAGGUUACCCCUUUACUAAUGUUGGGGCAAGAAGUAAUGGCUUCAAUGCAAACAUGUUGUCGUCACUGAUUGCGUUCAGUUUGUCUGUUGCACGGCUGACACAAUCAAAUAUUGUCAGAAUCAAUGUUUGAAUUGGAAGAUUUAGUUCACGUAUUGGUCUUCUUGCUUUAUUAGAGAGAGAUGAAACUUUGGGAAAUUACAUGCACCAAAUCAUGUUGAGUCCAGUAAGUAAUCCAGGACUCUACAGUGCGACUGUUUCACUCACAUUUGUGUCUAAAAAAAAGAUGUGUGCGAAUAGUUAAAUGUAUUUGGGGGCACACGUGCGCAUAAAAAAAUCAGACAAGGAAACACAUGGUUUUUCAUGUAAAUACCGCAGUGACUUAAGUUUUUGGUUUGAUAUUUGACAUUCUUCGGUGUCUUCUCACUCUCUAUAACUGGGAACAGCAACAGCAGCGCGGUUAAAUCUACUCGGCACCCUCGCUGUCAACGUCGGGUGUUGAAUAAGGGACCAUCAAUAAAUUAUGGGUUGAUGUUCUCAAAAAAUGGCUGUUUUCCUUCAAUAGCUUCCAUGUCAUGUGACCAAAAGACCCUUAAAUUGAUUUCAAAUAAAAGUACUAAGGUCAGACAAUAAGACACACAUUAUUUGAUCAAUUUUCAUUUUGCACCAAAAGUUCUUUGUGUGCUCCUUACUGUUUCAACUUAAGAGCACAUGUGCUCCUUGUGAAAAAAGUUAGCAUCAAGUCUUGAAUGUACUUGUUCAAACUCGGGUUAAAAAUACUGAUGGACAAGGUUAUCCCUUUACUAAUGUUGUGGCAGGAAGUAAUAGCUUCAGUGCAGACAUGUUGUCGUCAUUGAUUGCGUUCAGUUUGUUUGUUGCUCAUCUUACAGGCUCAAAUAUUAUCAGAAUCAAUGUAGAAGUUGUAAGAUUUACUUUAGGUUUGGUCGUCUUGCUUUAUUUGAUAGGACAACUUUAAAGAGAAAUGUAACUUAGGGCGAGUUACAUGCACCAAAUCAUGUUAAAUCCAGUAACCAAUCCUAAUACCAGUAUUAAGCAGACUGUGGUCUCUGUAUGUGAGGUGUCUGCUAUGCCAUCUGGGCCAAAUCAGGGCGUCCCAGGCUGUUGGAUUAAAGGUCAUUACACACCGGGACCGACGCGAAAUUAUGAAAUAUUUGGAGGCGAACUUUGACGCGCCUGACUAUACACAUCAAGCCCGAUGCGAUUUUGCGACUUAAACAAAAGAGAGUGGAAUGCAGCUUAAGUUAACCAUUUCCUGUCCCAUGAUGCUUUCCCAGGCGGAGAAACCAUCAAGAACAUCAAAGAGCAGUCUCGUGCCCACGUGGAGCUCCAGAGAAACCCACCGCCCAACACCGACCCCAACGUGCGCAUCUUCUCCAUCCGAGGCACCCCUCAGCAGUUGGAAAAGGCUCGCCAGCUGAUCGAUGAGAGGAUUGGGGUAGGUGGUCUGCUUUUGUCCGGCUUGAUAUUCAUGAGCGCACAUGUCAGCGCGCAGAGCCGCCGGGGUGCGGCUGGUCACUGUGGUCCUGGUGGCCGGCAGGAUGUCACCAGAGGUUAAACAUGAAGAAUCCAUCAAAUGGACUUAAUGGAGUGCACCAGCGGCCGGCCCUGACCUUUGACCUUGCCUGUUGGCUCCCUUUAAACACAAGUGUGGUCUUUGACUCCAUUCCUCUUCCCUCUCUCUCUCUGCUCUAGGGCCCAGGGAUGGGGGGCAACAGCAGCUUCAGUAUGAAUCCCUACAACCAAGGACCAACCACUCCACCUCAGCAGUGAGUCCAACCUGUAACCUCUGAUCCCAGUUCAGACCAGCACAGUGUCUCCACCAGCAGGAACAUGAUCGAUCAUUAAUAACUCGCACUUUCAAUUUCAUUUUGCAUCAGUGGGCCUCAGACGUUCAUGACCGGUGGAGGAUGGGGAACGACUUUUCAAAUAUGGCAGCCUCAGGGCCAACAGGACCACAGUGAGUAAACACAAACAUUUGUACCAUAUUUUUCGCACUAUAAGGCAAACUUGAAAUCCUUUUGUUGCUGAGUUAUUGAAUGAAAUAAAUAAAGUUUGACUUAUCUGACUGCCUUAUAGUGCAAAAAAUACAGUAGGUUUUAAACAAAACACUGAUUAAACCCUGAGUGUGUGGAAGAAACUGAACCUGCAAAAAAAAAAAGCUGAACCCCCCCCCUCUUUAUUUUCUCACUCAUUAUAUUUGUUUUAUCAGAAAACGGAUUACUCGGUUAGAAAAAGCUGAAAAAAAUCCAGUUCUUAGGGAGAUUUUCUUUUUAAAUCAUAUAAAAAAAAUCUGUGUUUGUUUCAGUUCCUCUUUUACAUAAUAACAUUGACUGCAUACUUUUAAAAUCAUCAGCGCCACAUUUCCAUUGUUGGUCAGUCUGACCCGGCCAGAUGUGAACAAUCAAAGAAUAUCAAAUCUUACCUUUUGUGCCUUUUACCGGGUUUAAUUCCUGCUCCUGAUGAAUCACUGCGAAGUGCAGAUUCUGGAUCAGGGUAAAAACAUAAGUUUUCUGAAUUUAAAGGUCCUUGCACACUGGGACCGGCGCAAAUAUCCAACACGAAAUUACGAAAUAUUUGGAGGUGAACUUUGACGCACCUGACUAUGCACAUCAAGCCCAAUGUGAUUUUGCAACUUUCCGGGGGGGAAAAGAUGCGUUCUGGGUGGAAGUGAGAAGACUGACACAACAGCAGACUGUCUGUUUUUCAGUUCUGAUUAGACACUAGUGUUGAGAUGACUGUCUGUCAUGAUAGCAUGUACUGAGUCGGGGCCAGUACCAGAUAAGCACAUUAAACUAUAAUUCAUAAAUGUAAGGUAACAACCAAGACCUAAUGGUGCUGUGACAGCAACGCUAUGAUUGAGUUUGAGACAGUGAAAAUACAUAUGGUAUGUUGUAUCUGAACGGUUUAGCUUACGAGCUAAAGUUACUUAGCACAGAUGAAAGUUAAAACAAAGACGUUUAGCAAACUGUUAAAGAACACAAACUAUUGUCAUAUGAGAAAUCCGACACUAUGACUCUCCACAAGUUGUCCUUCGGGUCGUUAUCUUUGUAAUGUUUGUGUCUUUUAUCAAAAAGCACUCUGUUCUCCAACUCGUAAACAAUCAGUCGGUCGGCCAUGUUGGAUAUACCGGUGAAUCAGACGUCCCAACAACACGCAAUCUGAUUGGUCAGAAGUGGACACACAGUAUACGAAACUUUGGAAAAAUCGACCGUGAUCCGAAAAAAUAAAUGCCGCAAUAUCACAGAACGGGAAAAAGUCGCUGAUGUGAACGCUGGUAUUGACAGAAUAUGGGUUAAAAAAAUAUAUAUACUUCCGAAAUAAUCGCACGAUAAAAAACGGUCCCGGUGUAAAAGGACCCCAAGUCCAGUAGUUUUUCUAACAGUGCAACAAAUACGUCCUCUUGCAUGUUGCAGGAUAUUUAAGGUAAGUCCAAGGCCAUAGAAAAUCCAUGAGAAUGUAGGCCUGGAUAAAAAACCAUUCACUCUUACUUACCUAAGGCACAAAAACAAGACCUUACAUUAUGAUCGAAAAACAGUCAUUUUAAUUUCUUUUCUGCUUCGUCAGAGUCCCCCUCUCUCUUUUCUUCACCUUGGUCCUCACAGAGAGAGCGUCUUAACUUGUUUCCAGACCAAAGAGUGCUGUACAACUCCUCAGGGUACAUCACAGCGCCACCCUUCGUAUAAUCGUGAAAAUACGGUUUGAUGGAGUUCUCAAUAGAGCAGCAUUUUGUCUGAAACGACGAUAUCUCAUCGGGAAAAAGAGUUUUUAAUAGGAUGAUGCCGCCCUGCUUUUCACCUUGUCUAAUACUAAAAUAUCAUGUUGUUUAGUUUUGUGUUUGUAUUUGAGUAUCGCUGCAGGUGGUCCACUUUCACAGGGUCAAGGUUUUUAACCAGACUUCAGUACUGGAAACAUUCACUUUCCUCCAGAUCAGUUUGUGAGGUCUUGGCUCAGUGCGGGGAGUGUAAUAAGUUCUCUGAAAGUAUUCCUACCCCCCAUAACUGUGUCACUGAUGCACAUCCAGAUCCAGUUUUUAUGCAGGAAUCUUCUCAGGCUGGGAAAGACGUUGCGCUUUCUUCCCUGCGGCUAACCGCCUCCUUCCUGUUCGGAGAGGUUUAAAAUUUGCCGUCCAUGGAAAUCAUUAGGAGACAGAUUUUCAGAUGAGAGCAGAGGGUGCAAAGUGGAAAAGGAAAGCCCACUCUGAGUGACUCUGGUGUUCUCUGUGUCUGGUUUCAGGUCACAAUGGUUCCCAGACAGGCCAGAUGGACUGGGAGCAGUAUUAUAAGAAGCUAGGCAAGUGUCACUCAGAGAAAGAGGAUCACUUUCAGAUUGAACCAUGAAGUCUCCCUUCUACAUGUAAGACCGUUUGAGAUGUGAUUGUGAGAAAAACUGUUCACUCCUUCUUCUGCUUGUUUACAGGCCAACAAAACCAGGCCCAGAGCACUGCUCCUGAAUACAACAAAGCUUGGGGUGAGCAGACUUUCACUGUUUUUGUUAGAAACACAACAUCACAACAAAAAUACACCUUUGAUUUAACCCGCUGUAAUUUAUCUCCAAUAGGCCAGACAGCUGGUCCUGGAUCUCAGCAGACCUCUAACCCCGACUACAGCGCCUGGGUUGAUUUUUACAGACAGCCGAUGGCGUACUUCAACCAGGGCGCACAGCAGACACAAGCCCCGGGCCUUCAGGUGAGAGAGAGAGAGAGCGCGGUGCAUAUUUAUCCUAGUCAGGCCGGAGCGGUUCUUUCACUAAUUUAAUCUCUGAUUAAAAAGAUCUAAAUAAAACCUGCUGACCUGCAAAUCUCGGUUGACCCGCGCCCUCUGGAGACUGCACAUACGUGUGUCGGUAUUUUUAGGCAGAGCUUAAAUUCGACAAGAGCAAAAGCAUCUGCAUCUACUUUAUAAAAAAUGAUUCAACAUUUUGUCUCCAUUUGAGGUUUCGCCUCUAAGUCGAACAUGAUGUUAAAAUUCCUAUUUGUUAAAAAAAAAUGUACAUAUUGGCUUCGAAGAGUGUGUUUCUAACGUGUAUUAAAACACACCUCCUGACUAAUCUUUGUCAAACCGACCUGCAUUGCCUUGUUUUGUGUAAAUAUUGUGUUAAGAUAAACUGUUUGUAUCUCACAGGAUCAUUAGAGAAGCCGCCCAGGUGACAGACUUGAAUCACUGAGGAUGAAAACAACCCUUUUUUAACGGAGGGGGAGUUCUAGAUUCGCAACGCCUUGAAGACUUUUUUUCUUAGUGAGAAACACUAGCUGUAGAAUGACUUCUAUGAAAAAGUAAUAUUUCUAAAAUCAGGAACAUUUAUUUGUUACUAAAUGCUUGUGUACACUGUUAUUUUGGAUAGACAGUAUCUGGGAUCCCUUUUUGGACUUGAGAGAGCUGUUUUUUGUUUUGUUUUUUGCUAUAUUUUCCUGUCUUUGACUCAGAUUGUACCGCCAAAAUGAACCCAAAAGUUGUAACAUUUCAAACGGCAAUAUGAUCUAUUUUUUCUAGUUUUGUUGAAAUGAAACAUGGAUUUUGCGCUUAGCAGUCUUGAAUACCGUUUUGUCACAUGUCAUGAUGUUUAAAGAGUGUGUUAAAAAAUGUUUUCCUUUUACAUAAUUCAGUGAAAUGAAACUGUGAUGUUUUGUUACAGGAAAUGUAUUUUUGUUACAAAGCUUAAAAACUUUAAGGAUUAAUGUCCGACAGUGGCAAUAGUUCUAAUUUAAUUCCUGUUGUGCAUUGUAUGCUGUUUUUUCAUUGUCAUUUUAUUGUACUCUGGUUUAAAAACAAAAAGGUGCAAUAUCUUAUUUCACUAUUGAAACAAAGAUGGGUUCUCUAAUAUUUUGACAGACUUUUAACUUGUAGUUUUAAGAUGUUUUUUUUUUUUUUCAAAUGGAAAUGUCAUGGAUAAUUUAUUACAAUUAUCUGAUAGGAUUUAGGGGGAUGUUGCAAAUAGCUUUUUUGCCUUUGCUACCUUGUAAAACUAUGUAUAUAUGCUCAUAUAUUUGACUGUUAAUUUAAAAUAUAUAUGUUUCAUAUAUAUAUAUAAAUACUUCUAUAAAAUUAUUUUUUUCCUGUUAUCAGUGUCGCAGGAAAACGGUCCCUCUUUUUCUGUUCUGUUUUCAUACUGAAAAUGUUCAAAGAUUGUGAAUGUGUGAUUUUUGAAAUUCGAUGUUGCAUCUUGUUAUGAAGAAAAAUACGAAGUGGUAGAUUUUUGUGUAUGUUCUGCACCUGAGCUAUUCAAGACUGCUAAGCCUCUGUUCUUCUACCUGUGUAAUAAAUAAUUAGUGUAGUAUUUUUAUGUUUUAAGUAUUAUGAUCAAAAAACUGUCUUAUUUGGUACCUCCCAGUUCACUCACGCCCCGCAGAGUCCACAGCGAGGACUCGGCGGGGUGUUGGGCUCAGUCCAAUGCUAAUAAGUUUUUAAUUAAUUUUUUAUUUCUUUGUGUGAUCUAAUAUAAAUGGUAUAAAUGAUGCAUCAUUAUGGAAAAAUGAUUAUGGUAUUAACGUUAUUUCUUAAUGAAAAGGGAUAUAAUUUCAAAAUGUCUAAUUAUGGUGUUUGUUUUUUUCCUUCUGUGUACAGUUAACCAUGUAUUAAAAACAUCCAGACUACCUUUAUGUCUUCUUGUUAAGCUGAUUCUCUGUUUGUGACUUAACUAGAAUUAGAAACAUGUGGUGGAUGUCUUUUCCUGCCAGACCUCUGAUGUGUAAAUGCUAACAGAUGAUUCGUAGAGUAUAACGUUAUAUACGUCUCACUAGGCUGACUGUAUGUUUUCAUGUUUUAUAAGCAGAAAAUCUCUAUUUUCUAUAGUCUGCUGCCGAUUCUUCAAUCCAAAUAAAUUGUCUGCAAGCUUCUCUUGUGGUUGGGUAAAAACAUCGGUAUAAUUUAUUCAACUUUCAACUGCAAAACUUUUCCUCUGCUGCUCUUUCAGGUCAAAUGUAUGAACCACAGUCAAACUAUUUUCAUUUAAAAUCCCUCAGGAUUAGUCUUUUAUUUAUGAUCCCUGCUCUUUUAAUGUGUUAAUGAAACACAAUCAGGUGUGAAGUUAACCAAAUCUAAAGCUUAAAGUCUGAUUUUCUUUUUUUAAAAUCCCUCAUUUUGUAUCACGAUCUUCCUGUCCUCAAUAACCUCCUGUAACAUUUCCCCUCCUUCCUCCUUUUCUUCCUUCCUUCCUUCCUUUGUUUUAUGUUAACCUUCCUCCAGGAGCAGUAGCAGCAGCAGUAGCAGCAUGUCCUCCCUCAGGCUCUUGUCCGCUGAGAUCUUCCUCUCCCCUCCUCCAGAGCCGCUCCAGCUUUGUCACCGCACAUCUUUGCUCUCAGCGGGGGGACUCCUGCCACACUGGCCCCUGCAUUGAUGCGCUGCAGCUGUUUCCAAAUCCAGCCCUUGAUUUUGAUCCUCUUCCUUUUUUUUUUUUUUUUAUAUACGGCCCGGUCCUCGAGGACAGUCCUGACCCUGGUGGUCCUUUUGUGUCCGAGUAAUGAUUUAGUUGUUCCAGGAUCAUCAUCAUCAGCACACUGAGGAUGAGAGGAACAAUCAUUCUGAUGGGAACGAUCUGCACUUAAAUGCUCAGUAUCAUGAGGUAAAGCAAUACAAAUGCACUUCAAAUACCCCGAAUAAAACGUCAUGUCUCUUAAAGUCAAUUAAUACUUUAAGGAAAUUAAAGUGAGAAAAUAUUAAUGUAAGAGUCAAAUUUAGACUGAAUAUCUGGUUAAACUUUUUGUCAGCUACAAAUAAAAAACAGUUUUUAAAAUAUGACCUGUAAAAUAUCAGGAGGUUAAAUGAGCUUCACUGAAGUACUUUUUUUUUUUUACCACAAAGGGAUUUGACCCAGACAUAUUUUAGUGUUAAAUUCAAAUGCACUUUUUCCACCACUGACAUUUUUUCACUCAAUUUAAUCCCCUUUUUGUUAUGACUACAAGGAAAAUACACAGGCCUCUUGUAUUUAAGUCCAAGCAGCAGUUUUAGCAUGUUAAAAAUACUUUUUAAAAGAAAUUAAUACAUUUUGAGGUUAAAUCAAGUACAAGCAAAAGUAUCAGAAUCAAAAUAGACCCUAAAAGAUUAUCCUGUGAGUAUUUAAAUGUAUUGACUGCUUCAGUUUGAAUUCCUGCAUUAUUUAGUUAAUACAGUUUGCUGCUUGGUGGUUAAAUUUGCAGCUCAGCUUCUUACUUUCUCACCCCCUUAAGUUGCAUCCUUUUAAGUUUGGACUCAUUGCCUUAUGUCUUAAUUUAAACCUGAUUAAAUUAACAGUUAAUACAGUUAUUGUGAUCUUCAAAGUAACCAAAACUGUUAAAUAGAUUGGAUUAGAAGUACAGAGAAAUUGGCCACUUAAAUAUAAAGUUAUUCUGCUAUAUUGUGAAUUUAACUUUAACAGUAUUUUAGUGUUUAACACCUUUGGCAGUUUUAACUCGCCCACAUUUCCCAUUUCUCCUUUGAGUCUAAGCUCCACACCAGCAUACUUCCACACUCAAACCCACUCCCAGUUUCUCCAUGAAGCAGGUGUCCUGACUCCCCCCUUGUCCUGUCCUGCAGGAAAAAAGAAAAAUCACUUUUGCAGGGUGGGUGGAGGGUGGAGGCACCUCUCUCACCUUUGCAUCAGAUCUGUCAGCUCCUCACUCUGGCGGCACCUUAAUCUGGUUUUAAUGACCCUGCGGAGGAUCCCCGGAGACCCCGUGCGCCUCCCUCUCUCCAGCUGCGUGGACGGGCUGAAGGAUGUGUGUGUAUGUGUGUGUGUCCCAACAUAAGGCCCGAAAUCUCACAGAAUCUUAUUUCAUUGUAAGUUUUGACCUCAGGAGUUUUUUGGCUUUUGGGGGACUUGCGUAAACCUCAUUUUUACGCAUAAAAUAUUUAGGAAACGUGAAUGUCUGUAGUUUCACCUUCUCUUUUAUAGUUUUUGUAAUUUUUCUCACUGACUUUAUAAAGUUCAAACGUUUUUAUCUUAACACCAUUGAGCUUUUCCCUGCCCUUCAGGCUUUUGGUUUCUCUCCUGGUGUGCGUAAACUCUUGGUCUCGCUGUUUAUCCCCAAACAAACUCCUUUCUUUGAUAGGUUUCCCAGCAGCUCUUUGAAAUAAAACAAUUACCGCAUUCUUUGUGCAAUAAUUGUCAAUCAUCCACACGAAAUUGAUAAGCUUUAAAUGGACAGAAGAAAAGCUUAAAUUGUUUUACAAUGGCACAGCUAAGCGGGAUGAUUUGCUAUUGCUGACAUGCCCGCGGCUUUACCAGCUCCACAUAAAGCCACAGGUUAAUGCAUAAAUAAGCAAAUCAAAUCCAUGCGUUACCCCAAUUCAAUUCAUUUAAUUCCUCUUUAAUAAAGAAGCGGUCCCACCCCCCUGUCCCCCUCCCCUGCCAUUUACCUCGGAUUUGUGCGAUGAAUGCCAUAAAUGUAAAUCAAUCUAGAUGAGAAAGAAUCCCAUUGAAAGAGCAGCGAAAUUUCAUCUGGGAAAAGGAGACAAAUGUAGGAGGGGCGCGCUCAUAAAAAGCAGCUGUUUCACAGUAAUCUUUUUUCGUGCCCUGUCACUCACCUUGCCUUUUCACUAUCUCUGGAAAAAAGCCUCCGCCAUUGUAUUUAGUUGCCAUAUCUUCUUUUUCCCAUUACAUAGUCCAUAUUCGUCCAGAAAGAGAGAGAGAGAGAGAAGAGUGUAAGCACAACUUGCCCAUUUUUUUUCGGACAAUCCCCUUGUAGUUGUUGCAGUGAAAAGAGGAGUGCAUGGAUGUCAAAUUGCCCUCAAAACACCAUGAAAGAUUGAUUUGCAGCACUUUUCAGGGCCCUGACAUUACUUGGAGGGGAGCUGAAUAGGAAACCUGUGAGCCGGGGAUGGAAUAAAGAUGUCCUCUCUGCUGGAAGAGAAGGAAAAACUGCCCAUUUAGCCGCAGUCCAUCAAGCCC
Xyrichtys novacula (pearly razorfish) is the source of this 28958-nucleotide messenger RNA. Lineage: Eukaryota; Metazoa; Chordata; Actinopteri; Labriformes; Labridae. The record is from the annotation of a GenBank genome assembly.